Molecule: messenger RNA, 6154 nt
Organism: Betta splendens (Siamese fighting fish)
Lineage: Eukaryota; Metazoa; Chordata; Actinopteri; Anabantiformes; Osphronemidae
Exons: 12
Coding region: 978-2468 (496 amino acids)
Source: RefSeq, a predicted model, not a curated record
CUACUAAAGCUCCCCCGUAGAACCAGACCACUGAAUCUAGGUCAUUUCACUCAGCUGUAGAAAUUGAUAGGAACGCUGCAUUGUUCUGGUAUCUUCUUAAAGCUACAAUCUGUAGCUUUGUGUUGGUGUAAGGCCCAUCUGUGUGUGAUGUAGUGCCGCUGAGAUAAUGGGGGUUUUAAUACUACACUUUUAAAGAAAGCAGGCGAGUCACCUGAGGUCCCAACUGCAUGGUUCAGGUAUGUCCUUAAAGCUCCAAUCCGGAGCUUUGCAGUGCUGUAAGGCUUGUUUUCAUAUCAUUUUGCUCUGCUGAGUAAUUGGAGUGUUAAUACAACUUCAGAAUCUCUGUGGGCGAGAGUGAGAUCUCUGUAAAUGAAUCCUGGGUGCUGAGGGGUAGGAGACAUAAGGCCAUUUUUGAGUCCUUUGCAGUACCUGGUGGGACUAUACAUUGUAGUUUAUUAAACAUGUCGUAAUAAUUUGAGUUAUAUAUCAUUGAAGGUAGCCUGGGUAUGGAGGCGACCCUGGACUGAUUGUCAUCAUUCGCACAGUGUGGAGAAAUAAGGUCAUUUCUGAGAGUCUUGCAGUGCCUGGUGGGACCAUAUGUUACUUUAUCAAAGUGUAGUAACAUUAAUUAAUAAUAAUAUAAUAAUAAAAGUAGUAAACGUAAUAGUAAAUAUUGAGUUGUGCUGGAAGCUUGGGAAUCCUUAUGUGUGGACAACACCCUAGUGAAAAAAUGUUGGCCUGGACAAUUAGUAGGUGGGCGGAGUUAUUUGGCUGAACCAGGUACAUGCAGUUGGUCAAUUCAAUUCAGGUGGGUGGGGCUUAGAUCGGCUGAUUCAGAUAAAUACAGAAGGAAUUGUGAGGGACCAUUUUGCUUUUGGACCUACUUUGAAUAGGACUCUUUUCUGCCUCUGGACCUCCUUGGAUUAGGACUCUUCUGCUUUGUUAGAAGACAGGAGAGAGAAGGAGUUUUGGAAGAAAUGGAUUCUCGAAUAAAUACCAAAAAGGAUCGCCGCAUUGUUCACUGCCUUCUGUGCCACAAGGCACAGGACUGCUUGCCCACCCACCUUCUCAGAAACUGCAUGAAAAAUGCUUCACCAGAAGAAAGACAGGCAGAGGUGAAGAGGGCGAAAGAAAGUGUGAAAAAUUGGAAUCGCUACCACCGCAACUGGGACUACAUGGAGUUGUGCAGCCUCAUCCCUGACCAGGUCAGCAGAUGGAACAUGAUCAGAAAUUUGCGGGAAAAGUCUUUUUUUGUGGCUGGUGCGCCCUCUGACCAGGAUAAUGAGGUAGCAACCAGUCGAGAAAGGGCCGCUGCAAUGGCCAUCAGGCCAAUGGAGGUCACUGUUACUAGCAAAAGCAAAAGCACUGGGGCUUCAGACUCAUCUGAUUCCGAUGGUGGGUCAUCUGGGGAUUCAACAUGGCAAGACCCAUCUGCUCCACAGGGGAGUGGAGUACGCAUCAAUAUGCAAAGAUUGGGACUCUACGACAAGUUUCCAGCUGAGACCCCAGUACUCCAACAAUUCAAAACGUAUUUGUCGUCUGAGCUUGAUGUCCCAAACUGCCAACAAGAAGUUGAUAACGUGUCUCGGAUGCUGAGAUACAUGCAGCCGACCGGGAAAGACGUCGACAUGGGCUUCCUUGUGAAAACCACAGAAACCAGAGACUUCAUUCAAGCUCUACGGAAUGCCGAUCUGAAGCCUGCCACUAUUUUAAACUAUAUCAAACAUAUGAUCCGCUUUGUUUCCUUCCUUCACAUCCGGGAAUUCGGGAACAAGGACUUCAAAUAUGACUGUGCAGGGUACAUCCAGUUUUUGAGCACCAUCAAGAAGUCAGUGGCAGAGUCCCACAGCAGGACCGUGUGUUCAACAAGGAAUAACUGUUACAUUCAAGGCCAAAAGACACUGAGCGACUGUCGGGCCAUUCUGCGGAUGUCCAAGGAGGACAUGCUUGGCCUGUUUGCUAGGUACAAGGAAGGACAGAUUGUAGCGGCAGAUGAAAACACAUUGUUUCGUUACUACUGCGAGGCCAUCCUUGUCUUUGGACAUUUUCAGAAGCCAGGUGUCGUUGAGGGCAUAACUGUCAGCGAAUGGCUGGACAAAAAACAUGUGAAUGGAAGAGUGUGUUUUGGCAUCAGUGAGCACAAAACCCAAUUACUUACAGUUGCAAUGAACGCGGAGGAUGCUGCUAUGCUGGAUGCCUAUUUUGAGCAUGUACGCCCAUCUUGCUUAAAGGAAGAUGUUGAUGACAAGGGGAAAUUUUUCAUUAGCUCAACUGGACGACCGAUUUCCAGUGUCUCAAAUGACCUGUCCCGCUUUCAUUUCCACUACAAGCUGCCAAACGUCACCAGCCAGGAGAUCAGGCGAGUGUUAGAAACCUCAGUUUCCACAAUGUUCACUGAGGAACAGAAGAGACAGGUAGCGCGGUAUUGGCUCGUUCCAAUAAAGUGGCAAAUGAGCACUACCGGAUGAAAACCCUGGAGAAUGCAGUAACCGCUGCCAACUUGCUGGCUGCCAUAGGAGGAGACAGCAGCCCUGAUGAGGAGCCUGCCAGGAAAAAGAGGAGAGGGGAGAGCAGCAGCAGUAAGGAGCAGAAGACCUUUUCACAGUUCAUAGAAGUGUUUCCUGUGUCGCUUAAUGGACAGCCUCCUGCAAAGGCAGCACGAGUUGAGGCUGGUUUUCCACAAGAUCGUAGUUUCUACGAUAAGUGGAGGGCUGCCCAGUUCAGCCUGCGGGAGUCACACCUUUUAUCACAAUGCUACAGACGGCAACCAACACUGAACAAGGUGGCCAGAAUGCUUGAGAUGGAGGGUUGGACUGCCAAUCAUCCAUCAGCAGAACAGAUUUUGGCAAAAUGGCAGCCACCAAAGAAAACAGAUGUGGAAACAGACACGGACCUGAUGAGCAGAAUUGAGCGGCAGAAAUGGUCGGGUCUUGUCAUCAAAAAGUUUGAUGACAAACAAGGAGAGGGCGUUGUGGCAACGAAGCAUUUUGCAAAGGGCUCAAUUAUCUGUGAUUACCAUGGAGAAUUGAUCUCUGGUGAAGAAGGUGAAGCCAUCCUUAAGGCCACACCACAAGACACCAUGGUAUACUUAUUUUUCUUCAUGGCCGAUGGGAAGCGCUUAUGCAUAAACGCCCAGCCAAGCCGUUGCAAAUGCCACCCAUCCCUGGAAACUGUGGGACGUAAACUGAACCAUUCGAGGAAGAACCCCAACGUUAAACCUCUUCACUGCAAAAUGCAGUUUAGCAGUGGAGUGAAAGACACCUUGUUGCUGGUGGCAGCGAAAAACAUUGCUGUGGGUGACAAACUCAAAUUUGAUUAUGGGGUGAAUCGGAAGUCCUUUCGUGGGGAAGGACUUGACCUUGAGUGGCUGGAUGAAUAAUUUGAACUAUCAUCUAUACUUGGCCUGCUGUCAAGUUAAAGGAUUAGAGCAGAUACUGCUUGUCUUUCUUAAGGUUUUUUUGUAGAAAGAAAACAGUUUGGCAGUUUUUUAUUCUAUAUUUUUUAAUGUCAAAUUUUUUUGAACGACGAAUGUAGAACAUGCUAAUCUGUCACAGCCUAAAAGUUUUUAAUGUUUUUUUUUUUUUUUAAAUGCCAAAAGAUUUGUAAAGUAGUUUUUCUUUGACACACUGUAACUGAUGGUAAAACUGUUGUAAAUGCAUAUUCUGUAAAUAAUAAUUUUUUAUUUUAUUUUUACAGUUACUUAGAAGCUUAGUUUCUUGUCCUAAUAUCUAAAUCCAUUACACAGCCAACCCUGUUCAUGUGCUCUGGCUUUAAUUCUGCAUAGAGAUUGUCUUAUAAUAUGAGUAAUCAAGGGUGAUAUUUGAGUGAAGGCAACCUGGGUGCAGAAAGGACCCUGGACUAUCACCGUCACUGUCUCUGAGUUCCUGGUACUGUCUAGUGAGCCCCUACAUUGUAUGUGAAAUAUAUAUUAAAAUAUAAGGUCCUAUCUACUAAGAUAAAAUAGGAUUGAUGAGUGAAGUCAGCCAGGUUUUCGUGAACAGCAGGACGCUGCUUGUCCUGUACUCCAGUUGGUGCCGUGUGAGUGCUGCCAGCUCGUCCAUCUUGUUGGGGAGAGAUCUCACGUUUCCCAUGAUGACGGAGGGGACAGAGGGUCUGAAGCGUCUCGUUUUUUGUUUUGUGAUCCACCAGCUGCAAUCAAUCUGUCAUUUACUCAUUUUAUUUAAGCCCAGUAUUCACUUCAAUCCUCUGCCAGAUUGUUGUGUGCGUUUACUCACCACUAUCCAGCGUUCCUAGUCUUGUUAUCUUUACUGUGUCUUGAUCCAGUUCUGUUACCAACCUUGUCUCCAGCCUUGUCCCUGUGAUAUCCAUCUACCUGAAAAAGCAUGACCACCGUGUACAUUAGGCCAUCAAGUGUUCUUUCAGUUCCAGUAAGCUGUUAAAAAAUAAUGUUGUAAAGCUAUAAUCUGUUUUAGGGACUUGAUCCAGAGGAUAACUGUAUGGAAGUUGAUGCUACAGCUUUCAGUGACCAAAGAACAACUGCUAGUCAAAUCAGCAACUAUAUGAUUACAAGGGCCAGGGGAAACCAAACUGCACCAGCACAGCAGGUUUCUAGUUCUCCUUUAACGUGAGGAGCUAAAGAAAACCAAUCCACUGCAUCACAACAAGAGUGCAGUGACAACAUGGCCAGAGGAAACCAGUUUGGGGACAGGGUAACUAGAGGGAACCAGUCCGUUGACGACAGGCCCAUUGGAAACCAAUCCAGUGAUAGUGUAAUCAGAGAACAACUGUACACUGUAUCACCUCAAGCAUCUGGUCUCACUGACCUGAAUGACACCAUGAAGUAGAUUCCAUCAGCUAGCAGUGAUGACUAUGCUGCUUACCUUUCAGUAAUGGAUUCCAUUACAGAGCUUUCUUCUGAUGAUGAGGACUUAAACAAGGCUAUCAUAGCCAGUCUUGAGAGUAAUAUGUAGGUUAUUGGAUUGUGUUACAGUACUGCAGUAGUGAGAGUGCAGUAACUGCAAAUAUUAUUAGUGUAAUUGGAGUUUGGCAUAAUUAAAUUCUGUCUACUGAUCGGAGCACUAGUUGGGCUCAGAUGUUAGUAGUGUUGCACCAGAUGCAGGUACCACAUAGAUUGUGUGACUCAUAAUUAUAUUGUUGAUAUUGUAACUUAGUAGUGUGUAGCUCCAGGUGUUUCAUUAACAUUGAUUUUGCCAGCUUCUUACAGUAUCCAAGCAAAUGUUACAGGAACACAUGAAGAAGAACUAUCUUUACAUACUCAUGGUUUAGAAUAUAUGUUAAGUAAAGUGUGCACUGUUAGUCAUGAUAUGAUAAAAUUGUGGUAAAGUUGUGUUGAAAUAAUAGAUUAAUGGAAUUCCACUGUUAUCUAUAGAUAUUUUAAUCAGAAUUCUACUCAUUAUUCUUUAAACAGGACGUCUCAACACUAAAACACUAAAUCAGCACAGGAGGUGCUUCUCAGUCUUGCUUCCCAAAUUGACUUUAACUAAAGGUUCAACACCAGUAAAUCUGCAGGACUGCACUGGAAGGACUAAAGUAAAGACCACUAAUCUGCAGCUCAAGGAGGAUAGUUAUGCUUCACAGUUCAUUAGUGCAAAUGUAAUUGAGAAUAACUUAAUUGAAAUUUUUGAUUGUUGCUGAUUCACUUUUUGUCAGUUUUCAACCAUUAUUUCUCCAUUAUUUUGGAGAAGCAAAGCAUUUUUAGACUUGCAGAAUCUGAAUGAAUUAAUAUGUAUGUAUGUAUGGUUUCCUAACAUAUCUUAAACGUUUUCAAAUGUCUUCUUUCUUUGUCUUGUCUAAAUUUCAGGUGUCAUAAUGUGCAUCUGUGGUUGACCUGUUGCAAACCACAGAACCACUGCAGGAUUACCUGGCACAUGCUGGGUGUCUCAGCCCAUUUAAAUGUAUUGAAAAGAGAGACCUGUUGGUUCAAGACAUUCUUGUCACUAUUCUGGACUCAUUGCCACGCCUAGUGUCAUUUCCUGUUUUAUUUUGUAUACAUUUCCUGUUUUGCUGUGUCUUGUUUAGUUUCUGCCUGAUAUCUCCAGUCACAUGAUUCCCCAGAUGUAAACCACGUAGAACAGUGACAUCUGGUGGUGAACUGCAAGUAUAUACUCUACUUCAACCAGCCUCCUUGUCCUUGCUGUACUUCAAUAUGUAGAUCAUAAAAAGUGCAAAAACC